AUGAACGUUGAUACUCCACAGCCAGUCAUACCAGGGGGCUCUUCUUCAAUUUCCUCGACAUCCAGUAAUUGCAUCACUAACAACAAUGCAGCAACUAAUGCCAGCAGUAUCCCCUCGGUUGCCAUAAGUAAUGCCCCAACCUCGGCUACCAUGGCCACACCAUCAUCUGACACAUCCGUGUCCAACGGUGUCUAUGUUCCCAGUGGCAUUGCCAACGGCGAUGUGAAGCCUGUAAUCUCCACCACACCACUGGCUGACUUUCUCAUGCAAUUGGAGGACUACACUCCUACAAUCCCUGAUGCAGUGACAGGCUACUAUCUCAACCGGGCCGGCUUUGAGGCGUCUGAUCCGCGAAUAAUCCGUUUGGUCUCCCUAGCAGCUCAGAAAUUCAUCUCAGACAUUGCUAACGAUGCCCUGCAGCAUUGUAAAAUGAAGGGCACGGCCUCUGGGAGCUCCAGGAACAAGACAAAGCAGGACAAGAAGUACACAUUGACCAUGGAGGACCUCUCCCCUGCCCUGUCUGAGUAUGGCAUCAACGUAAAGAAACCUCAUUACUUCACAUAGGAUAUUGGCAUAUGCAGUCUGGCAGCUUCUGCUGUUUUUGCGCCUCAUAAACCCCUUAUGAUGGUCAUUUAGGAUGGCCAUGGAAUAUUAAUUGCAGUCACACUUUUGUUCUGUUUUUUUUCUUCCAAGUAGAGCAUGCUUUACUUUGUUUGAAUUUGAGCUUGUAAUAUUUUAUUGAGACAAAUAAAACAUUCAGCAAUUACUUA
Molecule: messenger RNA, 770 nt
Organism: Oncorhynchus masou masou (cherry salmon)
Lineage: Eukaryota; Metazoa; Chordata; Actinopteri; Salmoniformes; Salmonidae
Gene: taf10
Product: TAF10 RNA polymerase II, TATA box binding protein (TBP)-associated factor
Exons: 5
Coding region: 1-564 (187 amino acids)
Biological process (GO): transcription initiation at RNA polymerase II promoter
Cellular component (GO): nucleus; SAGA complex; transcription factor TFIID complex
Molecular function (GO): RNA polymerase II general transcription initiation factor activity; promoter-specific chromatin binding
Source: RefSeq, a predicted model, not a curated record